AUCCGUUGGCUCCUCUAGUUCCCUUCUUGGAAAAAUGAUGGGGCGAGAAGAAGCGAGAAAGCCCGAGUCGCGGCUCGCCUCCACGAUCGUGUUCGCCGGCCGAUCUAGGGCUUCCCCAUCCCCCAUCUCCGACCCCGACGACGGCGCCGAUCCUUCCUACCACCGCCACCGCCGAUCCCGCCGGAGCCCUAGAUCCGAGACCCCGCCGCGACGCUCCCUCACCCCCGACCGCUCUCGCCGCCGCGGCCGCGGUGAUGGCUACCGCUGGUCCCCCUCCCACGACCACGCCUCCCGCAACGGGAAGCCCCACGGCGCUGGAGACGGCGACUCCUCCUCCUCCGACGAGGACCUGAAAGGCUUGAGCUACUUCGAGUACCGGCGCCUCAAGCGCCAGAAGCUGAGAAAGAAACUCAAGAAUUGCAUCUGGAGAGUGACUCCCAGCCCUCCCCGGGGUGAGAGGGAGCCAUCGGAGCCCCUGGAUGAACCCAAUGGCGCAACGGAUUCACCUGCCGAGGGGGAGAAGGACGAGGAAGCUGAGGAGAAGAAAGGUGGAAAGGAUCGCAUUGGAAGCUCUGAGUUGGAUGAUUCUGAUGGGAGUGGAUCAACAAAUUCGGCUGUGGAGCGUUCUGAUUCUGAUUCAGAGAGCCCUCCUCGAAAGAGAGGAAGGGGAAGGAAAAGUAGAGAAGGGAGGAGUGAGAGGAAGCAGCGGCACUUGGAUUCGAGCGAGGAUGAUAGCGAGAGUUCAUCUUAUGAGGAUUCAAGCACUGAAUCAGAGAGUUCUUAUGAUUCUCCAAGUGAAGAUGAGGUUGGAAAGCGGAGAAAGAAGAGAUCAAGAAGAAGUGCGCGCAAGAAAUCAAGGAGUGCUAGGAGUGAUAGAAGGAAGAGGAGAAGGAGCAGCAGGGCCACGACUUCUGAUGAGAGUGAAGAGGAAUCUGAUUCUAGCCCAAGACCAAAGAAAAGGUCCUCAAGGAGGAGCAAGAAAAGCAAAAGGUCCAUGUCUGAGAGCUCUUCAGAUUUGGAUGGUGAUGCCCGGCAGGCUGAUGCGAAGAAACCUGAGAUUGAUCCUGAAGCCCUCAAGUUCAAAGAGAUGCUAGAGUCCCACAAGAAGCCUGCAUUGGACAAUGAGCCAUUUGUGGGGCCAGUACCUCUUCCACGAGCUGAAGGACACAUAAGCUAUGGUGGGGCACUGAGGCCAGGAGAAGGUGAUGCAAUUGCACAGUAUGUGCAGCAAGGAAAGCGUAUCCCAAGGAGAGGAGAGGUUGGUCUCUCGGCAGAGGAGAUCCAGAAAUUCGAGAGCUUGGGGUAUGUGAUGAGUGGUAGCAGGCAUCAGAGGAUGAAUGCUAUUCGUAUCAGGAAAGAAAACCAGGUUUAUAGUGCAGAGGACAAGCGGGCAUUGGCGAUGUUUAAUUAUGAAGAGAAGGCAAAACGUGAAGCCAAGGUUAUGGUGGACCUGCAGCGGCUGGUGCACAAGCAUAUUGGGCAGGACAUGGGCCCUACACAUGAUCCAUUUGCACCAAAGGCCUCAGAUGCUGCUGAUUCUUGAAUCUGUCGACCAUAUAGCUUUUUCAUGAAUGAUCUUAAGCCUGGAUCAGAACACAAGCUUGUGAUGCCUUUCAUGUGGUAGCUUGGAAAUUUCACCUCAUCAGAAAAAGCGUGCCGUUGCCUCUUUGCCAGCUCCAGUUCUAGACUUGCAGUUAUAAUAUGCUGAGAACCUUAUUCAAACAGCCUUAUAUUAAAUGUGGUGAUUAUUAUGUAAUGUUAGCCUUCUAGUCACCUAAAGACUAUGGUAAAAAUGUGUUCUAGAGCUUCAAACAGAGAUAAUGGCUCGUAAAAUUUGGCACUUCAUUAAAAAACCGUUGUGCUUUCUCACGUAGAUGAUGUUAUAUAUGUUGUUGUGGUGAAAAAUAUGAGGCUAUGACAAGCGUCAUGCAUACUCAAGCUUCUGU
Molecule: messenger RNA, 1946 nt
Organism: Elaeis guineensis (African oil palm)
Lineage: Eukaryota; Viridiplantae; Streptophyta; Magnoliopsida; Arecales; Arecaceae
Biological process (GO): regulation of gene expression
Cellular component (GO): nucleus
Molecular function (GO): chromatin binding
Source: RefSeq, a predicted model, not a curated record